Scleropages formosus (Asian bonytongue) is the source of this 2525-nucleotide messenger RNA. RefSeq names its product ADP-ribosylation factor-binding protein GGA3-like. Gene Ontology annotation, molecular function: ubiquitin binding; phosphatidylinositol binding; small GTPase binding. Gene Ontology annotation, cellular component: trans-Golgi network. The record is from RefSeq and is a predicted model, not a curated record. Gene Ontology annotation, biological process: intracellular protein transport; Golgi to plasma membrane transport; protein localization to cell surface. The coding region runs from base 299 to 2176 and encodes 625 amino acids. Lineage: Eukaryota; Metazoa; Chordata; Actinopteri; Osteoglossiformes; Osteoglossidae. The transcript is spliced from 19 exons.
GCAAGUACAUGAUGUGUUUGUGUGGAUGCAGCUACAACAGUUUUCGCUGCGAUGCUAAAGAAACUUACAUUAAACUCUUCCACAUGAUGGAAACCUUUCAGUAUAUUUCUGGACUUCUUGUGAAAUAAACUGGGAAGUUAAAUUACAAGUACUGCACUGUUGCAUUAUGGAGCUUGUGAAAUAAGAAUCACAUGCUCUGUCAAGUGCCUUCUGGCGGCUUGAGAAGGAAGAAGUGAAGUGAACCGACCUGUCAAAAGCGCAGCAGCAGUUGCAACACUCGUCGUUGCUGAAACGAGAGAUGGACAUGGCGGCAGAGCACGAGCAAGAAACGUUAGAAAGCUGGUUAAAUAAAGCCACAGACCCAUGCAAUUUAAGUGAUAGAUGGGACUGUAUUAAAGGAUUCUAUGAACAUCUUAAUAAAGAGCAAGAUGGGCCGCAAAUUGCAACACGACUUCUUGCACAUAAGAUUCAAUCACCCCAGGAGAAGGAAGCAUUACAGGCCCUAACAUUAAUGGGACUGGAGGUUCUUUACACUGGAUACAAAAAGCAGGUACUAGAAGCCUGCAUGAAUAACUGUGGGACACCAUUUCACAAGGAAGUGGGGAAGUUCCGUUUUCUAAAUGAAUUGAUCAAAGUUUUGUCACCAAAGUAUUUAGGCAUGUGGAGUACAGAGAAGGUGAAGUUAAAGGUCACAGAGUGUUUUUAUAGUUGGACCCAGUGGCUGAAGGAUGAAGUUAAGAUCCAGGAAGCCUAUCAUAUGCUGAAGAAAAAAGGCAUAGUGAAGCAAGACCCAAAGCUUCCCAGAGAAAUUGCGAUUCCGCCCCCUUCUCCACGAGCUACAGGCUCCAUCUUUGAUGAUGAAGACAAGACAAAGUUGUUGGACCAACUCCUGAAAAGCCAAAACCCAGAUGAUUUACAGGCUGCCAACUUACUGAUCAAGAGCACCAUCAAGGAGGAGCAGGACAGGAUGGAGAAAAUAAACAGGCGCACAUCUGCAGUGGAAGACGUAGAAAAUGCCACAGAGCGACUGAAAGAAUUACUGAAAAAGUGCAGGAAGGCUGUGACAUCUCCUGAAGUCAAGGAGGAAAUUAAGAGCUUGUAUGAGCGAUGUGAAAAGAUGAGGCCCAUUUUAUUCCGCCUGGCAAGUGACACAAUUGACGACGAUGCAGCUCUAGCUGAAGUCCUUCAAGCCAAUGAUAAGUUGAUUUCUGCUAUUAAUUUAUAUCAGGAACAGUCUCAAAGAAAAGUAGCAAAUGAGACAGAUUCACAAGAACUCUUCAGUAGCAAAGCUCCUGCGAGCCAAAAGGAUAUAAAAACAUACCAUCUAAUUGACCUUUCAGCACUGGAUAUUGGACAGGCAGAUGUAAGCCCCCCAUCUAGGUCUGUGCUUGACAGCAGCCUCCUGUCUUUAUUGGAUGAACAGCUCAUGUCCUUAGGAUUAAAUGAUCAAGAUCUGGAAAUGACGAGUCACAGUUCUGAAUCACUCCAUGACAAAAUGACUUUGUCUUGGAGAAACACUGAUGAUUGCUCAAUGGGGAAAACGGUGUGGGACAGGGCAGAGAAAAAUGUGCUCAGAACUCAGGGAUCCACUGGGAAUGGUAGCAGUGGCUCAAAGAAAAAAUCUUCACCAGAUCCUUCCUCACCAACAUCCCAGCACAACUGGCCUGUUCUUCAACCUAUGCUGCCUUUGACUGACAUACAGAAUCAACCAGCCAUUCUGUCAGAAUCACCAAGUCAUGAUACGUCCUUAUCCAGUGUCUUUGUUCCUUUAGAGUCUAUACAGCCUAGUAGCAUUGCGCCUAUCAAAGUUUAUGACAAGGAUGGGGUCCGUGUUAUGCUCCACCAAGCAAAAGACCCUCCUGCUGGAUGUCCAGAUGUGGUUGUUAUGGUGAUCUCAAUAUUAAGCACCUCUCCCAUUGCUAUCAAAAACAUUGUUUUCCAGGCUGCUGUUCCAAAGAACAUGACUGUGAAGCUACAGUCAGCCACAAGGUCAGAGCUUCCAGCCUACAAUCCUCUCCUACCUCCAGUUGCCAUCUCUCAAGUUCUGCUUCUCUCCAACCCAUUCAAAGCUAAGGUGCGUCUAAGAUACAAGCUGACAUUCACCCAUGGUGAAAACAAGACCAGCGAAUUUGGAGAAAUUGAGGGUUUUCCUGAAACAGACUUCAUGUGUGAUUGAUGAAAAGCAGUGGAAUUGGGAAAGGGUGUGUCUUUGUAAGAACUGGUGACUUCUUUACAAACUUCUUUUAUGAAACCCGUAUGAAAUGAGUGAAUGUAAGAAACAAAAUUAGAGUUUGCAGCAGAUAGUCAUUUGUUUUAUUGGUGCCUUUUAUUUAUAUAAACUUUUUUAUUCCUAAAAGAAUUUAUUCCCAGUGUGACUGCAAUAGUGCAAAAGACCUGCUGCCUGUUUGUCCACAGAUGGUCUUGGCUUGCUGUGCUUGUGUAUGUUACUAAUAAUACCUCCGAGACCAGUGCCCCCCGCCCCACCCACCCAAGGCAUGAAUGACUUGUGGAAGUGCUUAUUUGAU